Rotaria sordida is the source of this 2544-nucleotide messenger RNA. The record is from the annotation of a GenBank genome assembly. NCBI's taxonomy places the organism in Eukaryota, Metazoa, Rotifera, Eurotatoria, Philodinida, Philodinidae.
AUGUCAUUUUCGAUGUCAUAUGAUUUUCUACAGCAGCAGCAAACACCAAAAAGUGCCGCUGCUGAAAUGGAUCCUAGUGUGCUUUGGUGUCUUGGACCAGAUUUUGAUAAACAAACAGUAUUAAGUUUACUUGGUGAUAAUAAUUCUAUCGAUUCUGGCUUCAUGCAACCCACCACACCUACUUGGUGGAUGUCAAGUCCAUCUCAAUGGAAUAUUUCAUCGAUGCAUGAACCACCUAUUUAUACACCUCGUUCGGUAAUGAGUGAACUUGGACCACAAUCACCUACAAAUUGUGCUACAAAACGACCAUUUUCUGAUGUUAGCAAUCGAACAACUAUCGGUCGAUCAUUCGCUGGCAAUCAACCAACAACUAAACUCGAAUUUUCAACACCAAUACGGUCAUUAACACCUGAUUUGUACAGUCGAGUACCAUCAUCUAUUAAACGAUCACGUAUUGCACCUGCAUUUACGUCUUCAUCUUUAUAUGAAACACCUCCAGCACCACUUCCUCCAACUGGUUCAACAGUCGAUUCAGCUGAACGAGCUUUGGAAAUUGCAUUGCUACUUAAAGAACAUCCAGAUUGUACUUGUGUACUUGUUACACUUAUUCAAGAAUAUCAAAGCCGAUUUCAAAAACCACUUCAUGUAAGUGAAUUAUAUACAAUGAAACAUGUCAUUGAUAUUCAAGAUUAUGGAGGCAAUCGAGUUGCUCGUCUAUUACCUGCAUUUCGUCUACGUUUUGACGAAAAUAAUAUUCAAGCUCAUUUGGAACAACCUUAUUGUAUAAUACAUUGUCCAAAAAAUUUUAUUGUUAAUCCCGAUCUUGAUUUACCUUUUGUUCAAAUUCCAUUCAGUUCAUUUGCUGAUAAUAUUCGUCAAUUAUUAACUCAACAUAAUGGUUCAAUGCCUUUAGCUAGUUUUCCUCAAUGUUAUAAUUAUAGUUUUGAACCUUUAUAUGAUCACAAUGAAGGUGUUCCACUUGAACAUUAUAUUUCAUGUAUCAAAGAUAUUCAAAUUGUAACUGGACAAGGAGUAAUUAAAAAAGUACAAUUUCCUAAUACACCAGGUGUACCGUUUAUGCCAACACCAUUUGAUACUUCUAAUAUGCACGUGGAUAUGUGUGCUGAAGUUCAACAACGUUUACAACAAUUUUCACGUGAAGUUCUUGAUUUACUUAAAAAUCAAGGAUUUCAUUGUCGUUUACCUGUAUCAAAAUUUGUUUCUGCUUAUCAUCAAUAUUUUAGUCGACAAUGUCGUGUAGCUGAUUAUGGUUUUUCGAAAAUUAUUGAUCUUUUACUUGCUAUUCCGAAAUCUGUUCAAAUUCUUGGUGAUGGAAAUAAGCGUAUUAUGACAAUUACACAUCGUUGUCAAAUGAAACGAUUUACUAAUGAUAUAAUUCGUAUUUUAAAAAAUAAACCACAACGAUCAAUGUCAAUUAGUGAAAUUCCUAUUGAAUAUGAAAUUGCUUACAAAAGACCUUUUUGUGUUGCUGAUUUUGGUAUGUGCUAUUUGGAAGAUCUUGUAAAUGAAGUUAAAGAUAACAAAGAAUUAGUUGUCGAAGCUGAUAAGGAUAUUAUUAAACUUUAUCGUAAAGAACGAACUGAUCUCGAAAUUUAUGCAACACGUAAUUUUGAAAAAGAUGUUAUUGAUAUGCUUCGUAUUUUACCUGAUUUCAGUAUACCAUUUCAAAAAUUUAUUCCAUCUUAUCAUCAUCAUUUUGGUUAUCAAUGUAAAGUACAAACAUAUGGAUUUUCUCGUUUAAUUGAUUUACUUGAAGAACUUUCUCAUGUUGUAAAAAUCAAUGAAGAUAAAAAUGGUGAAAAAAUUGUUCAAUUAACACCAAGUAUGAUGGCACAUGCAAUUUUAUUAAAUAUUGAACAAUUAGUUCGAAAAUCUCAUGGACCACUUAGAUUACAAGAUCUUCAAGCACAAUAUUUACAAGUUUAUCGAAAUGAAUUAAAUCCAGAAGAUUUUGGUGUAGCUAGUAUUGAAGCAUUACUUCUUACAAUGACUGACAAACUUGACUUUCAUUAUACUGAAACUGAUUUUAUACUUGCAAUUAAAGAACCAAAUUCAACAACGAUGCAAUUAGCUAAAAAUGUUGUUCUCACACUAAUGUUAUCUCAAUGUCAAUUAUCAUUUUGGCAGUUAAAACAAGAUAUGCUUGUUCGUUUUAAACAAGAUGUUACUUUGAAUAUGUGUCGCAAUGAAUUACGAGACUAUGUCGAAGUGAUUGAUCAAACAGUUCGUUUAACUCCACCAAUGUGUUUUGCUUACAAUGUAGUACUACUUCUUAGUCCAUGUGAUGGUCGUAUGGCUUAUGAUGAUUUUAUUGUUGAAUAUCAACGUCGAACUGGUUCAACUCAUUUACUUUAUCCAACAGAUUAUGGUUUUCCGACAAUGCCUCGUCUUUUCGAUGCUAUUCAACUUGUUGCUCAAGUGCGUGGUCGACGUAAUUUUAAAAUAAUUAUACUCAAUCCCGAAUUUCGACCCGGAGGAUAUACUCAGCCAACACCUUUUACACCGUCCAUGACACCUUUUUAA